AAAGUAAGAAAAAUGAACGUAGAAAUUCAAAACUGAAGCUUUCAGGACUUUAAAUGCGGAGACUUUAGGCUGUCUGUUGUGUUCUUCAUUGCUCAUCUCUCCAGUCUCGGCUCUGCUUUUGGUUUGUCUGGUCUCAGCGUUGCUGCAGGAGUGGCGUCAGACGGUUCCUCCCUCCUGAGCAGAGCGACACUAACGAGGUUCUGCUGCUGGAUGCGAGUGAAACGAUGCGUUUGGAGGCUGGAGAUGGAGGAGGCGGUGGUCGGGCGUCCUGAGGCCUUCGGUCAGAGCAGCAGGAGGAAACAGACGUGAAGACGUGAACCGACACCAUGAGACCUUCAGCAGCGGCCUGGACGGCUCUGGUUCUGCUGCUGCUUCAGGGAGCGUCCAGCGCCUGCACAGUGAAGAAAGCGAGCAGCAGCAGUGGGAGGUUUGCAAACGCCACCUUAGUGCGUCUGUCCGAGUUCCUGAGCGCCGGUUAUAAGAAAGGAGUGAGACCUGUGAAGGACUGGAGGACGUCCACCAUCGUAGCCAUCGACCUCAUGGUGUACUCCAUCCUCAGCGUGGAUGAGAAGAACCAGGUUUUGACCACAUAUGUGUGGUACAGACAGUCGUGGACGGAUGAAUUCCUGGUGUGGAAUCCAGAAGACUUUGAUGAAGUCAAACAGGUUUCGAUUCCCACGGCCAACGUCUGGGUUCCCGACAUCCUCAUCAACGAGUUCGUGGACGUGGGGAAGUCUCCAGACAUCCCAUACGUCUACGUGACCCACGACGGCCUGGUGAGGAACUACAAACCCAUCCAGGUGGUCACGGCCUGCACGCUCAACAUCUACAACUUCCCCUUCGACGUCCAGAAAUGCAGCCUGACCUUCCAGAGCUGGCUCCACACCAUCGACGACAUCAACAUCACCCUGAUGAGGAGCCCUGAAGAGCUGAGGGAGGACAAGAGCGUCUUCAUGAACCAGGGCGAGUGGGAGCUGCUCCACAUCCUGUCCAACUACAAGAUCUUCAGCGUGGACGACGACGACUACUACGCCGAGAUGAAGUUCCACGUGGUGAUCCGGCGGCGGCCGCUGUUCUACACGGUGAACCUGCUGCUGCCCAGCAUCUUCCUGAUGGUGAUGGACGUGGUGGGCUUCUACCUGCCUCCAGACAGCGGAGAGAGAGUUUCCUUUAAGAUCACUCUGCUGCUCGGCUACUCCGUCUUCCUCAUCAUCGUGUCCGACACGCUGCCUGCCACGGCCAUAGGGACUCCUCUGAUAGGUGUGUACUUCGUGGUCUGCAUGGCCCUCCUGGUGAUCAGUCUGACAGAAACGGUGCUGAUCGUCCGUCUGGUCCACAAGCAGGACCUGCAGCCCCCCGUCCCCCACUGGGUCAAGUAUCUGGUCCUGGAACGAGCUCCGGUCCUCUUCUGCAUCCACAAGAAGCACCGGCUCUGCUCCCGGCUGUCGUCUGGGACCUCCGACCUCGAGCACUACAAGGACAGCAGCUACGGGACCGCGCAGUGCUCACUCCACCACACCUGUGAAAUCGGCCGACGGCUCAGCCAGCAGGACCACCGGGAGGCCGGGCUGCUGGGCCUCCACCGGACCCCCCCCAGGGACCCCGGCCCGCCCGUCAUGGACAGCAUCCUGCAGGAGGUGACGGCCAUACGCCACUUCCUGGAGAAGAGGGACCGGUGCCGGGAGGUGGCCAAGGAGUGGCUGCAGGUGGGCUACGUGCUGGACGUGCUGCUCUUCAGGGUCUACCUGGUGGCCAUGGUGGCCUACAGCAUCACGCUGGGCACGCUGUGGUCCGUCUGGCAGGUGGCCUGAGCUCCACCUCUGGACGGCCGUGGACACAAACACAGCAGGAGAAGCUAGAAACAGCCCAGAGGCUAACAGCACCGUGGAGCCGACAGGGAGGGGAACGCUUCCUGUAGACGAGCACAUUCACAGGUUUAGAGACCAGAUUUACCACAAUAGCUUCUAAACUGUAGGAAAUUAAAACCGCCUGAUGCUUUUUAGGAUGCAACACUUUGAAUGCAGCAACAUGAAGGAUUAGAAAGGACCUGGAAGACACACGAGAAAACCAAAAUCUAGUUAAAAAACUGAGCAUAAAGUAGAUAAACCUGAAAAUGUGCAGUAAAGACCACAUUAAAAAGUAGUUUCAUUGCUUUUUUCCUGUCUUUAAUAAACAUUAAAAGGCCAAAAAAGCCCGUUAUGUGAAAUUAAAACUAAAAAAACUGUAUUUUAAUUAUGGAAAAUUACUCAUACAACAUUUGAUAUGAUCUAAAAUCAGCAGUGGAUUCUUGCAAUCUGAAACCAAACUCUUAGUUUUACAACAGUAAGUUGAUUUUCUCCAUAAAAUUAUUUGUUUAAAAACAACCAAUAAUGCUCCAUUUUGCAGUGCUAAGUCCAUUUAAGUGAAUUCUAACAUAUUUCAACAUAUUUAAAGUUAAUUUGACUGUUUUCAUCCUUUCAUGAAACAUUAAAAGGCCAAAAAAGGCCCUUUAUGUAAAAUUAAAGCUAAAAUCUGUAUUUUCAUGAUGGAAAAUGGUUGUUUUAUUUAUUUUCCUGGUAGCUUUUAGCCACUGAGCUGCCAGAAUAUUAAUGUUUGUUACUUUUAAAGCCUUUCUACGUGAAUAUUUAUUUGCUUAAUAUGAAUUCUAUUCAAGAGGUUCUGAGUUUCCUCCUCUGCAGAAAUAAUCCUGAUUCCUGACAUUUUUACAAUAUCUUCAUAUUUAUAGAUGAUUUAAUUGUUUUUACACUUUCAUUAAACAUUAAAAAACACAUUAUGUAAAAUUUAAAGUAGAAACUGCAUUUUACUCGUGGAAAAUGACUAUUUAAAGGAAAUAUUAAAGUUUGCUGUUUACUACUAAUGUAAGAACAUCUCUCCAGAUAUUUGUAUGUAAUAACUGCACAUGGACAAAUAAAUAAGUAAUUUAUUUAAAGAGAUAUUAACGGUUUCCAUUUUACUGUACACUAAAUAUUACACGUAACCUCAUUCUAAACUGUGGAUCACAUUGUAAAAGAGACACGUGGUUUUUAUCUAUUUUUUGCUUCUUUGUUUAGUUUUAUUAGCAGGAUUUUACAUAAUUCAUGGUAAUCCUGAAAACUUAGCACUUUAUGUCAUAUCACGUCUAAAACGACUGGAUUUUUUAUUCGAAUUUUCAUUUUUUGGAUUUAAUUUAAUUGAUUUCCAUUAAUUUUCUCGCUGUGCCAACAAGAUAUGUAACUAGAGAAAUAAUAUGUUAAAUAAAUGUGACAAUAUUUCAUUAUAAGCAGGUGAAAAUAUACACAUUUAUUUGUUAAAUAAAUAAAAUGUUUUUUAUGUUUGUUUGAAAUGAAACUUAAAUGUAAAUGCACAUUAAUAUAACGUGAUAUUAUUAUGAAAUUUUUGGGGGGAUUUAUUUCUGUUGUGU
Messenger RNA from Acanthochromis polyacanthus (spiny chromis), 3400 nucleotides. It is a transcript of the gene htr3a, whose product is annotated as 5-hydroxytryptamine (serotonin) receptor 3A. The coding region runs from base 327 to 1811 and encodes 494 amino acids. NCBI's taxonomy places the organism in Eukaryota, Metazoa, Chordata, Actinopteri, Pomacentridae. Gene Ontology annotation, cellular component: postsynaptic membrane; synapse; neuron projection. Gene Ontology annotation, molecular function: extracellular ligand-gated monoatomic ion channel activity; transmembrane signaling receptor activity; neurotransmitter receptor activity. The transcript is spliced from 9 exons. The record is from RefSeq and is a predicted model, not a curated record. Gene Ontology annotation, biological process: monoatomic ion transmembrane transport; regulation of membrane potential; signal transduction.